GUCGUGGAACGUAGAGCACAAAGCAAUAACUUGGAACGAGAAAGAUGUUCGUCUGCGGGUUCUUCACGAAAGCAAUAGAGAAAGGAACUGUAUUGAACCAAGAUAUUCAUGGCGUGUAAUUCGAAUCACAAUAUCGAAUCAACUUUCACUAGUGCAAAGAACUUGCAGUAGCCACCAUUCAAGGGCUAGAAGUUGCCCUGAGAGCUGGGCUGCAUUGUUGUGCGCGGUAGAAUGAGACCAAAAAUGCCGAAGACAUUCGUUCUGGUUCUUUUAGUAAUCGCGAAUGUGAUGUUGAAUUUUCAGAUGGUGCAUGGAGUUACGCAUUCCCAAGCCUGUGUCGACUAUCGACGUUUCAACAUCGAUGGUCUGCAGGAGCUGUUCCAGACCGGCACGAAAGUCGUGCGCGGAAGGGACUGGAUGUGGGAAGACCAGGACGGGAACUCUGUCGGCAUCAUCACGCAGGGCCUGGGCGUCUUCUGCCAAUACGGCUGGGUGCAGGUGGCGUGGCCAAACAGUGAGCCGCCCAGAAGCUACCGAGCCGGCAAGUGCGGAAAGUACGACUUGUGCCGUCUGGUCGAUAUCAACGAAUGUCGACCAGAGAUUUGUCAGAAUGCUGGAACGUGUGAGGACACGGACAGAGGCUUCAUCUGCCGGUGCAUGCAAGGCUACACGGGGAAUUUCUGCGAAAGUCGCGUUAACUUGUGCACAGACGUGGUGUGUUGGAACGGUGGGAUGUGCCUUGACGAAGUCUACAGCUAUAGAUGCCAGUGUCAGCGUGGAUAUAGCGGUCAAUUCUGCGAAUCAGAUAUUGACGAUUGCUUCCCAUCGCCGUGUGGUUUGAAUUCGCGCUGCGUGGACGGCAUCAACAACUUCACAUGUAUUUGCCCGGCUGGAUUUACGGGGCGCUACUGUACCGAACACAUCGACUACUGCGAAUAUGGCCUGUGUCAAAACGGAGGCACGUGCGAAGACUUCGGUGAUCGUUUUAUGUGCUACUGUCCUGAAGGCUACGCUGGAAUAGUGUGCCAACGAGAUAUCGACGACUGUAAGGGUGUGUCGUGUGAGAACGGAGGAACGUGCAUCGAUCUGGUCAAUCACUUCCGCUGCCAAUGUCCACCAGGGUACACGGGGCCUCAUUGUGAACGAAAUAUCGAUGAAUGCACGAGCCGGACUCAUGAUUGCCAUGGCGACGCCGUGUGCAUGGAUACGUGGGGAUCUUACACGUGUCAUUGCAAACCAGGCUAUACUGGGUGCGGACGAGCAUGCACACUCAGCCACUAUUUCUGCCCUGUCUUCCAUCUUGAUUACAUUGGAAGUACCACGCCAGCAUGGCCUUUGGGAACGCUGGACGCUGUCGUUCACGUCACGUGCGCGGACGGCUAUGAACUGGUCAAGGGCUCCAGCAGCACAUUUACGUACACCUGUACCGAGGUCAACGGUGUGGGAUUUUGGCAAGGCGAUGCUCGAUGCAUAAACAUUGAUGAUUGCCUGUACAUCAACUGUAAGAAUGGUGGGACAUGCGUUGAUCAAGUGAACGCAUUCUUCUGCGAAUGUCUGCCGGCCUUCACGGGAACAUACUGCGAACGAGAAAUCGAGGAGUGUGCCAGUCAGCCGUAUCGCUACGGCGGAUCGUGCGCGGACAACUUGGACGGCUACCUGUGUGAGAGCAACACAGGGUUUGGUGAAGGAAUCUGUAAUUUCGGACCACCACUUAUGGAUCCAAACAUACCAUUUGAGGAUCCCAUGGCCCCAGAACUACCACCACCUCUACCAAAUCCUCCACUUCCACCAUUUGGUCCACUUCCACCACCACACAUUCACACAACCCCCGUACUACCUCCUCCAAUGCUUCCCGAGCUACCACCCCUCAUUUUACCCGAACCACCACCCCCAGUUUCACCGGAAUUGCCGCCACCUCCGCCCCCAAUUGUAUAUGAAUUCCCACCCCCAGUCCUACCAGAAAUGCCACCAAACCCGCCAGAUUAUCCACAUCCAAAUCCACCAGAUAUGCCACACGGCCAUCCACAUCCACACGGCCAUCCACAUCCACACGGCCAUCCACAUUCACAUCCAAAUCCGCCACCUGUCAUGUAUCCUCCGCCGGGUGCGACGUCACCUCCCGUCAUAACGGUGGUGGAAGUUGAGCGGGGCACGGGCUGGAUACACUGGGGAAUGGCUGUGAUCGGCACGGAUAAUCAAGCCACCUUGCUUCUGGCCUUGGUCUUGCUGUUCUUGGUCGAUCUCAUCAUCGUUCUCAUUAUCUACUUGUUUCUACAACGCCAGAAAGCUACGAUCGCGGUUGAAGAACCACGAGAUGUGCUGGAAAUUGUUCCCGAGACACAAGACGCCGUCAUGCAAAGUGAGUUUGACUUGAGAAUGACCCGAGAUGAUCGCAUAUUUCUUGCUGGCGGGACCACACGCAGUUUGUCAGUCAACUCUUCAUCAUCGUCUGAAUCAUCUCCGGAGCGUGACAUGACAUCACUCGAGUCUGGCGUAGUAGGUGUCGAGGACAUCACGGGAAAACGUGUAGAUUUCGUCGAAUAUGAGGAUCCCAACGAUUAUAGUGAAUCAGCAAUUAUGUAAGCAAACUUCCAAGAUUGAACACGAGCGAGAAUCGCCCCCUGCCUACUGAACCAAACUGAUCUCGGGCAUCGGUUGUGUGGCACAUCUACUAACCCAAACUUCACCACCAGCAAGCACUAUCUGCACUAAAAACACCAUGCCAAUUGAAUUCAAACUAACCGAAUGAAAAAUGCAGGAGGGACUAUACUGUCAUACCCACGCAAACGUAUUGCAGCCCACGCACUAUGAAUCCAAUUAUUUCGAAGCCUGCAAGAACUGUUAUUCACCAGUGUCUAGUUUCAACCACCACUAGCGCGGAGCAAGCUGUCAACAACUCCCCCUCCCUAUGUGUCCCAAUGCAAUUACCAUUAUUAAUUUUGUAGAAUCUGAUUGCAGUCUUUCUCCUUAUGCUGGUAUAUGCUUUGUGGAUAGACGGAGACCAAGAAGUUAGUAUUGAUUUGGAUUGUGCGCAAUGACCUUCGCAUGGGAGCAUGAACCGCAUACUUGCUUUGUUGGUGCGGUAAUGAAUGUAAUAGGGCCGGGUUGUGUGGUCCAUACGGGUGUGUUCGAUUUAGACAAUCUACAUGUACGUAUCCUGAUGGUUCUGGUUGGGUAGGUUUGAGGGAUGAUAGUGACCCUCAAUUAGAAUAAGUGAAUCUUGAAGACAUGAUGGUCUAUUAGAUAAGGUUUUCUUGGCCCACAUAUUUGUACUUCUUUGAAGUAUCUCCAAUAGCAAUUGUCCGUUGAAUGGUUGUCAGGCCAUAAAACUCCGAUUAGCCCUUACUUCCUCGGUUCACGUCUUGUGUACUUAUAUAUCUCCACUACAGCAGUACAGGCAUUGAGCAUUCUGCAUACUAGAAGGGCACACUGCCCCUGUGUAUCUCCAAUACUAAAUUUAAUAAUGGCAGCCG
Molecule: messenger RNA, 3473 nt
Organism: Sycon ciliatum
Lineage: Eukaryota; Metazoa; Porifera; Calcarea; Leucosolenida; Sycettidae
Product: neurogenic locus notch homolog protein 2-like
Exons: 15
Coding region: 232-2583 (783 amino acids)
Biological process (GO): protein ubiquitination; Notch signaling pathway
Molecular function (GO): ubiquitin-protein transferase activity; calcium ion binding; Notch binding
Source: RefSeq, a predicted model, not a curated record